Messenger RNA from Chanos chanos (milkfish), 1196 nucleotides. It is a transcript of the gene slc25a17, whose product is annotated as solute carrier family 25 member 17. The transcript has 9 exons. NCBI's taxonomy places the organism in Eukaryota, Metazoa, Chordata, Actinopteri, Gonorynchiformes, Chanidae. The record is from RefSeq and is a predicted model, not a curated record. Gene Ontology annotation, biological process: transmembrane transport. The coding region runs from base 39 to 995 and encodes 318 amino acids. Gene Ontology annotation, molecular function: coenzyme A transmembrane transporter activity; AMP transmembrane transporter activity; FAD transmembrane transporter activity. Gene Ontology annotation, cellular component: peroxisomal membrane.
CUGAAACUCCCCGGGCUGAUCUGUUAAGUCCCGUUAAAAUGGGCACUGAGGAUUUUAAGUUCGCUGAGGUUUUCUCGUAUGAGAGCCUUGUACACGCAGUAGCGGGGGCCAUGGGCAGCGUGACGGCGAUGACCGUGUUUUUCCCUCUUGAUACGGCCAGACUUCGGCUUCAAGUGGAUGACAGGAGGAAAGCGCGCUCCACUCCCGCUAUUUUGGCGGAGAUCGUCAGGGAGGAAGGACUUCUGUCUCCUUAUAGGGGCUGGUUACCAGCUAUUUGUAGUCUGUGUUGUUCAAACUUCGUAUACUUUUACUGCUUUCACAGUCUGAAGGCUAGUUUUCUGAGGGGUCAGAGGUCAACACCUGGCAAGGACCUCCUCUUUGGCAUUGUUGCAGGAGUGGUGAAUGUAUUAGUGACCACUCCUCUGUGGGUGGUGAAUACCAGACUGAAACUCCAGGGGGCGAACUUCAGAAACGCAGAUAUCCGCCCCACACAGUACUCUGGGAUGAUUGAUGCAUUUGUUCAGAUAGUUCGGCAGGAGGGCCUGUGGUCUCUGUGGAACGGGACGUUUCCUUCGCUGCUAUUGGUUCUUAAUCCUGCCAUUCAGUUUAUGAUCUAUGAGGGUCUGAAGAGACAGCUGCGGAGAGGGGGCGUGGUCAGGGAGCUGUCAGCGGUGGAGGUAUUCCUGAUUGGGGCAGUAUCUAAGGCUGUGGCCACCACAGUGACUUACCCACUGCAGACGGUCCAGUCUGUUCUCAGGUUUGGGCAGCACAGACAACCCACAGAACACUCACAGCUACUCAGCAGCCUAAGGAGUAUGACGUACCUGCUUAUCAACAGAGUCAGGAAGUAUGGCAUGCUGGGAUUGUUCAAAGGACUGGAGGCCAAACUGCUGCAGACCGUCCUGACGGCGGCCCUCAUGUUUCUGCUCUACGAGAAGAUCGCCAGCCUCACCUUCAGAGUCAUGGGGGUCAAAUCUCCUAACUACCGCCGAUGACGACCUCUGACCCUACACUUCUGACCUCUGCUGUCAGUAUAUGUACCUGCAGCACUAUGGUGUUUUUAUUUUUGUUUGUUUUAUUUUUUCUCUUUUCGGGUGAGCCUGCACUUGUAAAGACCUUGCUGUUACAGUGUGGAACGGUUUGUCGUCAUGGUAACCUCAGUGACCCUCUGUUUGACACAGAGAAAGUGUCCAGCA